Colletotrichum destructivum is the source of this 1871-nucleotide messenger RNA. RefSeq names its product Putative alpha/beta hydrolase-1. Bases 638 to 1828 code for a protein of 396 amino acids. The record is from RefSeq and is a predicted model, not a curated record. Lineage: Eukaryota; Fungi; Ascomycota; Sordariomycetes; Glomerellales; Glomerellaceae. The transcript is spliced from 4 exons.
UUCACGCCCGUCGGGUGAUAUGACCACUCACGGACGAUACUUGGGUCCCUGCGAGGAGCCGGACUCGACAACAGGUUCUGAUGGUGCCUUGGAAAAUGGAAUCACUCGCAUACACAGAGAUACUGAAGAAGUAGUAUAAUCUCACUGUGGACAGUUCGGGAAAGCUGACAGGUCACCCCGUGCGAUACCUAGCCUGCCGGACAGAGUGUCUGGGGCAGAAGGGCCGAGGUAGAUCGGGAUCUCUGGGCCGGCGUCUUUGGGUGAGCUUACAUGGCGGCCCGGCCGGCCUGCUCUAGAUGCGACUGUUUCCAAGGGUCACUAGUAAGCCCAUUGGAAAUUCCAAUUACUUGCUGACAUCACACACGCAUAAGUGGGCGGUGAAAAUGAGCAACUGGCUAGCCUCAUGUGAGCGACUGAGUGCUUCCUGGUCGUAUCGUCAUGGCUUCUAGUACCGAGUUUCUAGAUGGAUAAGAUUGCAGGAUUCUUUUUGGUGUAUAAGUAUCGGAAGCAAUUCUCUUCUUCUCCAUCCAAAGAAACCCUACUUGUCAGAGACAAUACAGCCACGCCACAAUUAACCUUACUUACUUAUACGCCGCCACGACAGAACAUACAACCAACAGCCACACAAUAGAACACGAUGGUGAAGUUCAUAUACUCCACUCUCCCGCUGGCUUUCGCGGCCCUCGCGGCAGCACGAGUGUGCCAGAACCUCACAGUGGAGGUCUCGAUCACGGCGAGGAACGGCGUCUUCAACAUCUCGGCCCCCGAGACCAACAUCGACAUCACAAACAUCCUGAUCGGUCUCUCGACACAGGGGACCAACUUUACAGCUGAUCAUCUCGUAGAUUACGCGGACGUUGGCGGCACCUACCAGCUUGCGUCGACGUACUGCCAUCCGGACUCGGGUUCCAGCCGCGUGCUUCAAAUCCUCACGCAUGGCAUCGGGUUUGACCGCAGCUACUGGGACUUCCCAACUAACGGCUACAACUACAGCUACGUGGGCCCUGCCGUCGAUCACUACGGCUACUCAACCUUCUCCUGGGACCGCCUUGGCAUCGCCGAGUCGACGCGCGGCGACGGCGUGAGCGAGAUCCAGGCCUGGCUUGAGCUUGCCGCGCUCAAGGCGCUGACGGACAAGCUGCGUGCCGGCGACGUCCCUGGUGUUGAUUGCACGUUCGACAAGAUCGUCCACGUGGGGCACUCGUUCGGGUCGGUGCACUCAUAUGCGCUGGUGGCCGCGUACCCGGACAUCUCAGACGGCGUCGUGCUGACGGGCUUUGCGCCGAACCUGACUUUCUUACCGGACUUCCUGCUGGGCGGCGCCUUCGUCCGGGCCAGCGACGUCCCCGCACUGAGCGAAUACACCGACGGGUACAUGGCGUCCUCUUACGAGGGAGCAGUGCACGUGUGCUUCUUCGCGUCAGGGAACUUCGACCCAGCCAUCCUGACGGCGGCGUACGAGAGCGGCAAGCCGGUGACGGUCGGCGAGCUGCUCACGAUCGGCGGCGAGGCGGGGGCGCCCAGUGCCUUCGCGAAGCCUGUUCUCGUCAUAACCGGUGAGAGAGAUCUUCCCUUCUGCGGGAAUGACUGCCUCGCGACUGGGAACCCCGAGCUGCCCUCGAUCCCUGCGGCGGCUGCCCAGCUCUUCAAGAAUGCAAGCCCCUUUGAGGCCUAUGUCGUUCCUGACGCGGGCCACGGCCUGACUCUCAGCUACUCCCACGUCGAAGUGACCAGCAAGAUCCAAGACUUCCUCGCCCAGAACGGCCUGGCCGAACAAUCUCAAAAUGCGUCGUUUUUGCAGGGUAUUAUUUCCCAGGGCCCUUCGUAAUACCGUGCAGCAGUGGACAAUGCCGGGGAUGGGAGUGGAAGAU